GUGUGGUCACUGAAACACGUUCGGCAGCUUCAGUCUCUUGUCAGGAAAUUCAAGUCCACUCUCACAUUCAGAGCCAACAUCUCUCGCUCAUUUUCCUACCAACACGAAGCAGUAGGACCGAUUUGUGGGAGACUGGGGCAGAGUAAAACAAUGGGUGCAGCUGCAGAGGGUGGAAGGAUCGAAAGAGAGAGGUUGUAUGUCUUGGAUACAGGAAUUUGGGGACUUUUGUUUGUCGUGGAAGUAGCAGUAGUGGUGGUGGUGGUACUUCUUGGUGCAGGCAGGCUGUUAGAGGUACAGACAGCUAGCCAGUCAGCUCUGAGCUUUCAAGACCAUAGCGCCGCAUUAUUUUGGUUGUUUCUGCAGGCAUGGGUGAUGGCCAUGGGAUCCGUCUGGCAAUGCGAGGCCGCCCCUUGUUGGGUGGUUCGUAACUGGACAUUCCUCAAGUUGGAGUGUAGAUUGAUGAAUGAGUGUGCGCAAUCAGUUGUCUGCCUCUUGUUGGCGGUUUGGAUUGUUUCGAGUUUGCUUAAGAUAAACCGAACGCUCUGGGAGGGUGGGUUUGGAUAAUCUUUCGGAGUCACUGCAACACCACCUUAAACCCAAGUAGUUCAGAAAUUCAUACAGACAUUUGAAAAGUUCAUGUUAUUCAUGUCUACACCUGAACACUGGGGCUCAAGGACACUUUCAACAUCACCUGCUCAGUUGAUUGCUGUUGAUAAAAAUUUCUAAAAGAAACAACACGCUUGGUCUCUGAGUUUGCAGAAAGAAUAUUUAACUGGGCACUUGUGCUAGUUGGAAAGGUCCAAGGGCCACCGGAUGAAGUAGCCAGAAGACGAUCUCUUUUGGUUUAACUGAUGUCAUUUGUCUUUUUAGGUGUCACAUUUUCCACCUUUCGAGGCGUAGUACCCUUGCUCACUUGCUACUUCCAAGCGAUGGGCUCUCAUACGCUUUCGUAUCUCCUAUGGGCUCUUUGUGAGAUGCACUCACUUUCCUUCAGUCGUUUACCAGUCCGCUGCGCUCAGAGGUCUUCUGCAUUUUGAUUGAGGUUAGAUCAAGUUUAAUUAGCUGUGCCGCCCAAGUGGAAGCUUGCACUAGAAAUGACAUAAGGCUGAGUGUACUAGAAAUGUGACGGGAUCCAAGCACCGUGAUUUCUAGUUUGAUGGGUUCACUGUUGUGUACUAAUGUAAAUUUUCAGGAGUCACAUCGCUCAAUUAUAGUCAGUGGAAUUGUGCCUCUCCUGCCUAAUUAAUGAGAGGUUCUCGAACUUGUAAGUUAUGAGAUUAGCAAUAAAUAAAUCAAUACAUAUCUGAUUGUAAACGCUUGGUUUGAAAUGUUAUGUAGCAAGCCCGUUUUCUUAGCUGGUUGAGUUUGUGACUAUUAUCACAUGAGAAUGAUGGCCUUCCUCAAUUGGCUGAGUGCGUUCUUGUGUAAAUAAUUACUGGUGGCGGCUGUCUGAUGGUCACAGGAUAGAUCUUUGAGUUAGCAGUCUUUGCUUCGACGUCUUGUUGCGCCUUUGGGUCAUUGUGAUGACAACUAAGAAGAAUUUCCAGUUUUCACUGCAUAUCCUGCUGAGCUGCUUUUACGUCUGCAUGUAUCGUGAUCAAACGAUUAAAUAGGAGCAUCCUCUGACAAACCUAGUAUUCUUUGGUGAUUUUGAUACGACUAAGUCAAACUUACAAGCAUUUUGCACUUGAGAGGAUCGCAGGCUUCUCAUUACAAUCACUGGUCCAGAUAAAUAACACAGAUGUUUAAAUUUUCGGCUGUUAAGAAUGAACGAUUUUUCUGUUUAUUAUGCAGCUUUGUGUUCCACCAUAGUACAGGCAAACAGCUCUAAGGUACAGUGGGCAAUUUUUUUUGUUUCACAAGAGAGGGUAAACAAAUUUAAAAACCAUUUAAGUAAUGGUUUAAGACCUUCAACCAGACUGAAGCAGCCAGCUGCAGUGGAACUGAAAAUCAUGAACACGGAUGUUGACAUCCAUUAAUGAACUUUGAAACAUAGUUCCAGCAGGUCUAUUGGGAAUAGGGAAGGAUGUGCAACACAGGACAGGAUCAAAGCUCCACAUUUCUAUUAUGAAGUUCAUGAAGUUGGGAUCGAAGCUGGGCAUCCUUACUGAACGUGGAAAUUCUACGUAAGUUUGGCUCUUGAAUCGCCUCUCGGUAGUUUUUGAAGCUAGGAUGCAGAGACUAGCUUGCUAUUCUGUGUGUUCUCAAUGUGAUCCGUUCCAUUUUAACAUUUCAUCUUUGUGGUGUAGUUCGGUUGGCUCAGAACUACCUAGUGACAUAACUUUUGAUGUCGAUGGUCAUAAAUUUCACCUGCACAAGGUAUUGCCCUGAUGUUUCUCAUGCACAUCAAAUUCCUAGUUCUCCUAGAGCCUCUUCCUCCUAUUCUGCUAUUAUACAAUGUGCAAACGUUCUCAAAUAUACGCCUGCACAGUGAAUGGCAUUUACACGAUUUCACGGCUUCAAAUAAGUGGGUAACUAAGAUUCACUGUUUUGUGGGGCUUACCACAUUCUGAUAUUGGUUUCAUCUAAUGUGGUAAAGAAUAUCUUGUGUUUGCUGUUCUAAGUUUCCUCUGUUGGCGAAAUGCGGAUGCCUCAACAAACUCAUCGCAUCAGCUCUCGAGUCGGGAAGUGAGGAGGUUCUUAUAAAUGAAUUCCCAGGAAGAGCAAAAUGCUUUGAGAUGUGUGCGAAGUACUGCUACGGCAUUUCCAUAACCUUGAGUCCUCACAUCGUGGGUGAGGUGAGAUGUGGUGCAGGGUUUCUUUAGAUGACUGAAGUAACUGAGAAGAGCAAUAUGAUCUACAAGCUUGAAGUCUUUCUGAACUCCUCCAUAUUACGAGGCUGGAAGGAUACUAUAAUAUGCCUUCGAAGAAGCACAGCUUAUCUGCCGUGGUGCGAAGAUCUUAAGGUUGGUCUACAGCGUAAUUAUUCACAACUAAAAUAGUAUUUUUUUACACUUGAUUUUCAGCUGAGUCCUCUCAAAUAUAUAUAAUUCUUAAUUUUAAAAAUAGAUCACUUGAUUCCUAUCUUUUUACAGACCAUGGGGCGAUGCAUUGAAUCAAUCUCCUCAAGGGCUUGUGUGAACCCUGCUGAGGUAACUUGGCCCUUUACAUACACUCCACGCUAAGUGUCUGGCAUUGAACAGAGCAGCCCAGGCUCCUGGAGAAGCCGCAGAAUGACAUCUGCACCAAACGAUUGGUGGGUGGAAGAUUUGAGUGACUUGGACAUUCAUCUCUACGGGAGGGUUAUUUUAGCUAUUAAGUCUAGAGGUGCAGGCGAAGAGAUGGUGGCUGAAUCCAUCAGAAUUUAAUCGCUCAGGAAUUUGCCAGUCAUAUUGCAACAAUCCCUACUGAAAAAUUGCAACAAAAAUUCAGGACAGUCCCUUCAGCUUUCAAUUUUCUUUUAUCUCUUUGGUGCAGACACGCAAGUGGCUCUCUGGUUGUAAGUAAGAAGUCAUUUGUCUUCAAUUUUUUCAGUAGGGAUGCAUGUUAAGUUAGCAGUGCAUUUGCACAUAUUUCCAAUUAGUGGGAGUGUUUUCCUUUGAUUGGAAAAUCUCAUGUAUUUGUAAAUGGCCUCAACUAUAAUUUUCAUUCUUUUUAUGCUUUUCUAAGCUUAUGCCAUUUGACUAGUUUCUGUGGUUCCUCGAAUGUGAGAAAUUCGGAGUUUCUUAGUAAAUUGCACUCGUGUUUGCAGGUGUUGUUCUUUGAGCAAGUGCGCCCCACUGUAAACGGAAGCCUCCCAGAUGAUAAUUCAGGUAGCAUCCAUGACCCGAAGUAUGGUGAAGAGAUCAAUUUACCAAAAGUGAACAAUGAUAACUCCAGAAAAUCAUCCAGUGAACAAGCAUUGGGAAAGGCACCAUGAUUUCACUACCGUUAAGGGCGACCUCGCCAGCAUCAAGAAGCGCUUUGUGGAGGCAGAGUACAUCAAGGUUGUUGGACCUUCUACUAUUUUAUUUUUUUAUAAAAUUAAAUUUAGAAUGUAAAAAAUGCACGCAAAAAAUGAAAUCCAAAAAUAAUAACAAUAAUAAUAAUAAUAAAAUGAAUCAUUUUUAUAAUCCAUAUCUUUUUCACAUAAUAUUUUAGACAAGUUAUAUAGAAUGAUCAAAAUAUGAUUAUAUGCAUAUAAAAAAUUUCCAUAUUACUUAAAUAUAUAGAAUUAAAUAUAAGCAAAUAGAAGCAGGUAGGUAAUAUCUUCUUUAACAAAGCUUUGAGAAAGAUUAUUAUAUGUGGAUUAGAUAUCAAGAAUUUUAUAGAUUUUUCAUGUGGCUAUUGAAACUAUUUUGAUAAGUUUUGUAUUUUAGGAAUUUGUGUUAGAAGCAACUUACAACUUGAUGUUUGGGCCACAAGCCUUGUAGUCCUUA
Messenger RNA from Physcomitrium patens, 4358 nucleotides. RefSeq lists its product as uncharacterized. NCBI's taxonomy places the organism in Eukaryota, Viridiplantae, Streptophyta, Bryopsida, Funariales, Funariaceae. The record is from RefSeq and is a predicted model, not a curated record.